This is a messenger RNA of Quercus robur (English oak), 742 nucleotides long. RefSeq lists its product as uncharacterized. Lineage: Eukaryota; Viridiplantae; Streptophyta; Magnoliopsida; Fagales; Fagaceae. The record is from RefSeq and is a predicted model, not a curated record. The transcript is spliced from 7 exons. Bases 312 to 608 code for a protein of 98 amino acids.
CCACCACCAUCAUAUACAUUAUACAUAUAUGGGUCUAAUUAGAUAAGAUUUUAUUUCCAAAUUUUACUUAACUUUCUAUAUAAUCUUUCACUCUUUGAUUUAUCUCUUACCCUCUCCCAUCACAUAUCCAAUCUUCUACAAUCUAUCUACAUUCAUUCAUAUAUUCUUUACCUUACCUUCUCACUCAAACCCUCCUCGUUUUUCAUCACACCUCUCUCUCUCUCUCUCUCUUUUCAUUUGUCUCACACUUUUGUCUCUCUUCCUCUUUGCAUCUCCUUCCUUUCUCCUUCUGCAAGGAGAAACUGAGAAAGAUGGCAGACUGCAAUAGAGGUGAAGAACAUUUUGCUUCUCAAGACCGUGAGGCAAAAUCCACAGGGAAGAAGUACGGAGAGCUUGUGCCAAAGAAAAAGCCAUUGAUUUCAAAGGAUCAUGAACGUGCAUUCUUUGAUUCUGCAGACUGGGCAUUAUGCAAGCAAGGUGCUGGAGUAAAUCAAAAAUCAACAGCUGCAGUAGAGACCUUGCGACCAAAACUACAGAGAACACCACACCAACAGCUACCCCCUAGGAGACCAGCUUGUACAUCUGGUCCAGAUAACAUGGGAGAGUAGAACCGUUCAGGGCUUAAAGAAGUUGAGGGAUGUCACAAAAUUGUCUGUUCAUAAAAUGGCAUACAUUAAAUUGGCUGAACCCUUGAUAUGUCAAUAAUUAGAUCCUAAUAAAAGAGUUUUCAUUAUAUGCGAAA